AUUCUUUUAGGCGUUGUUUCGAAAGCACACAGACAAAGUUCCAAAAUUCAAGUUGGGAAAUUUUUUUCGUUUAGGACUGUAGCUGUCAGCAGCUGUACUCAGGCUCAUCAUGGUCGUCAUUUACGGUGUGGAGGAGAAGAAGACCAUUCCCAACUACAUGAAGUAUGUCAUUGGCGGCACUGCUGGCAUGAUGGGCACUUGCAUUGUACAGCCACUGGAUCUGGUCAAGACACGCAUGCAGAUAUCGGGGGCCAGCGGUAAGCGCGAAUUCAAGAACUCCUUCGACUGCAUUGCCAAAGUGUUCAAGGCCGAGGGCCUGUUGACCUUCUACAAUGGCCUGAGCGCCGGUCUGAUGCGUCAGGCCACCUAUACAACGGCGCGCAUGGGAUUCUAUCAGAUGGAGGUGGAGGCAUAUCGCAAUAAGUACGACCACGCACCCCCUGUCUUUGCCAGCAUGGGUAUGGGCAUUCUGGCGGGCGCUUUCGGUGCCAUGUUUGGCAAUCCCGCCGAGGUUUCCCUCAUCCGUAUGAUGUCGGACAAAUCGUUGCCAGUAGAUCAGAGGCGCAACUACAAGAACGUCAUCGAUGCGUUUAUACGCAUCUCCAAGGAGGAGGGAAUUCUCGCCCUGUGGCGCGGCUGCAUGCCAACCGUGGGCCGUGCCAUGGUGGUCAACAUGGUGCAACUGGCGUCGUAUUCGCAGCUAAAGGGCUACUUCCAUCAGUACAUCAAUGAGGGCUUUUUGCUCCACCUGGCCGCAAGCAUGAUGUCUGGCUUCCUGACGACCGUGGCUUCCAUGCCGCUGGACAUGGCCAAGACGCGCAUCCAGAACCAAAAGGUGGUGAACGGCAAGGGCGAAUAUAGCGGCACCUUCGAUGUCCUGUUCAAGGUGACACGCAACGAGGGAUUCUUUUCGCUGUGGAAGGGCUUCACCCCCUAUCUGUGCCGCAUUGGUCCGCACACGGUCUUUGCCUUUGUCUUUCUCGAGCAGCUGAAUAAGGCAUACUACAAGUAUGUGCUCGGCCAGUCAAGCUAUGGCCCGGGCAUUUGAUUUGACUGAAUGCUCAACUAGUGACUAAAUCGAUUGGCAGUUUGCGUAGCUCUUAGUUAAAUUUAUCCAAGAAUCCAGGAGCACUAUGAAAUAGCAUUUAGGCCCUUGAAAUUUCCAGCAAAAAUGCAACACAUUUUCCAUUAAAGAUCGAUCUACAGAGUU
Molecule: messenger RNA, 1210 nt
Organism: Drosophila obscura
Lineage: Eukaryota; Metazoa; Arthropoda; Insecta; Diptera; Drosophilidae
Product: mitochondrial 2-oxoglutarate/malate carrier protein
Exons: 1
Coding region: 110-1048 (312 amino acids)
Biological process (GO): succinate transmembrane transport; phosphate ion transmembrane transport; oxaloacetate transport
Molecular function (GO): succinate transmembrane transporter activity; sulfate transmembrane transporter activity; thiosulfate transmembrane transporter activity
Source: RefSeq, a predicted model, not a curated record